AUGCAUCAAGCUGGCUUGCUCUCCACGAUAAAUCUGAUCCCCCUUGGUCUCGGAGGUCAUAUGAAUAUCGUUGCGGAUUCUUUUGGUUUGAACCCAGAGUCUUUUAACUGCAUGCAUCGCUGGAUUGGCCGCGUAGCUGUUAUCGAAGGCGUCUUUCAUACAAUACUAGGGAUAGCCCUAGGAAAUAUUGUAUGGCAGCACUCGAAACAGAUCGCAGCAGUCAUUGCUGCCUCGUCGAUGGUUUUAAUAAUACUAUCGUCAAUUUCCUUAAUUCGCCGUUGCUUCUACGAGACAUUCUUAAAAAUACAUCAAAUUUUGGCGGCAAUAAUUAUUGCUAGUGUUUGUAUCCACUCUUCUGGUUCUUUAACCACUGCUCCGUUGGUAUACCUUUUAGCAGCUGGUUGUACUUGGAUAUUUGUUCGCAUAGUACAAUUUGCAAAUAGCAUAUAUCGCAGUAAAAUUAUAGGUCAAUCUUUCUCACGGGCUGUCAUCUGGACAAUACCUGGGGCAUUACAAAUUCAUGUCAAGGUUGGUAGGCCAUGGAGAUAUCACGCAGGGCAAUAUGUGUAUCUCUGUAUUCCUGGUGCUACCUACGGCUCCUGGAUGCAGUCACAUCCAUAUUUCGUUUCUUGGUGGUAUAAAGAUCAGCAUGGCAAUGACAUUGUCGUGUUCAUCCUUGAAUGUAAAAAAGGAUUUUCUUUGUCUCUCGCUGCACAUUCAAGCGGCAAUCUGAUACUUAAUGGAAAUCGGAUUGAGGAGCAAUUUGUGAUAGGGUUACGGAGUCUUGUAGAAGGCCCUUACGGAUCUGUAACGCCACUUAGCGAGUAUGGUACAGUCCUCUUGUUUGCAAAUGGUAUUGGUAUUGCGGCUCAACUUCCAUAUAUCAAGCAAUUUCUUCAAGGUUACCAUGAUUGGGACGUGAAAGCAAGGAAGAUAGCGCUAUAUUGGGAAGUGAAAUCCGAAGGGCAUCUAAAGUGGGUCGGAAAUUGGAUGACAGAGCUCCUGCGUGAAGAUACUCAAUACAUAUUAAAAAUCUAUAUAUAUGUAACUGGAGAUUUCACAACUCCUGGUGUUCAGUAUGGAAUGAGUGGGAAAGGUGGAGAGCAUGGUCGGAUUGACUUGGAGUAUAAGAUUCUAGAUAUUGAUAACAUUAUCAAGACUGAGCUCAGUGUGAAGAGAGGUAGAAGUAUGGUUCUAGUGUGCGUGAAACGUUCAAUAGGGAAACAAAUCCGUAAAGCCAUUCGGGCCAUGAUCAAUCGAGAAAGGCAAGAUAUUUAUUUGAAAGAGCUUCCAUUUUAUCCUGUCUAG
Botrytis porri is the source of this 1308-nucleotide messenger RNA. RefSeq lists its product as uncharacterized. Gene Ontology annotation, biological process: iron ion transport; intracellular iron ion homeostasis; copper ion import. The transcript is spliced from 5 exons. The record is from RefSeq and is a predicted model, not a curated record. Gene Ontology annotation, molecular function: ferric-chelate reductase activity. The coding region runs from base 1 to 1308 and encodes 435 amino acids. Lineage: Eukaryota; Fungi; Ascomycota; Leotiomycetes; Helotiales; Sclerotiniaceae. Gene Ontology annotation, cellular component: plasma membrane.